Pelobates fuscus (common spadefoot toad) is the source of this 2009-nucleotide messenger RNA. RefSeq lists its product as uncharacterized. The coding region runs from base 195 to 1352 and encodes 385 amino acids. The record is from RefSeq and is a predicted model, not a curated record. The transcript has 12 exons. Lineage: Eukaryota; Metazoa; Chordata; Amphibia; Anura; Pelobatidae.
CAGUCAGUGAUCGCAAUAGAAUAGAAGAGAGUUCGAACUACAGCUCCCGGCAUGCUCCGCGCGGACGGUUAGGGGACGCUGGUAACUGGGCGACAGUUUGAAUCUUUCUGACUUGGAGAGAGGAGAGAGGAGAGAGGAGAGAGGAGAGAGGUAGUUCUGCAUUCAUUGCUGUAUAUUGUACCUUCGAAACAAGCAUGAACUGGGACACCAAGCUGGAUGGUAUUCUGAAUGCAACAGACAUCAAUAUGGCUAGAAUCAAGGAGCGCUUGUACGCCCGAGGGGAACUUACCAGAGCUGAUGUCCAGUUUGAUCUGCCACAAGAAAAGACCCCUCUUUAUGAAGAGCCUCCCUCUAAACCUUCUUCACCAUAUGUUUCAUACACAAAUGGCUUUAGCCGAGUAUCCCCGUCUGAGGACAGGGUGACCGUGAGCAGCCAGCUUCUAUCGCAGGCUAAGAUGAUCUCCUCCUUACAUCAGGCAAUAGGCAGGCUGGAGCGAGACCGUGACCACCAGGAGCAGAGAAUCCAGGGCCUGGAAGAUGAAGUACGCCAUCUGCGAGGGGCACAGGUUGACCCACAUGGGGCUGAUUUGGAGAGAAAGAUGGAGAGACUAAAACAAGAGCUGUCCAAUGAAUUACGCCACCUGCAAGAGAGAGGACGGGACUCUCCAACAAGAGACACGAGUUCUGCGCUGCGUUCUACGGCCAGUAUCCUACAGGAAGUAAAUGAGAACAAAAGAAUCCUUUGGAAGGAGUAUGAGAGUCUGCGCAGAGACAUGGACUAUCUCCACCAACGUCUCCGUCGUCAGGAGGAUGAUUUGCUGCGCCAGUUGUCAGAAAGUCAGGAUGUGAAGAGAGCUCAGGAAAGGAAUGCUAAGAUGCUGGAGGGAGUCAUAAGCAGCCAGCAGACUCACACAAUGGAUCUAAACCGAACAAGGAUGGACACACAAGGAGUGCAGAGAGACCUGCUGCAGAUCAGGUCAUCGAUCAGUGAGUUAAAGGAAGAUAUGCAAAUUCUAGAGGGAAAGGUGUACAGACAUUCUGCCAGCAGCGGCCGAGGUGGAAAGGCCGGGACGCGGAAGAAGAAAUCUGUAAAAUCUCAGUGUCCUUCUUCUUCUUCUUCUGAGGAGGAGGAUUCAUCAUCUCAGGUCAGCCUGGCAGACAUUAGCUCAGAGGACACGUCGUACAGUCUGGGAAUCCCACCUGCGUCACGUGGUUCUAAUGAAAAGUCGAGUACUAGCCGCGGGGUCGGCAGCAGAGACAAGACAACUAGUAUCCCGAAUGGGGAUGGCCUUAGCGAUGACCUUGAUGGCCUCUCUGACAGCCCUCCCGAACUCAAUUUCAGUGACCUCUGACCUUUCUGUGAUGUCACCGUACUGGGACACUUAUCGUUUGAAUAUUUACUUACCCAGCAGACUACAAUGAGUAGCAUCUUCCAGGCGCAAUGCAAACCAAAGACUGUACAUUGUAUUUCAUUAUCGGAUGUACUGUUACAGCAACAAUCAACCAGAACAGGACUUUUUUUUUUAUGUUAUCAAGAAAAAAAAGAUUUUUAUACAUUGAUUUUAUUUAAUGACUAGGACUGGAUGAGCAGCACAUUGACAGACCUGAAGCAUCAAAGUAGCCGUCUGCUUUCAUUCUGUAGCUGAGUGUGGCUUAAAUGGCUUAUAAAAAGUGCAGAUCUAAUUAUGGCCAUGUCCACAUCGGGUAAAGACUGAAUCACUGUGCUCACAUUUGCACCAAUUGUAUUGAACCAUCGUCGCUCGUUCUCCCACAAUGUGUUUUCAGUCCGCUGUCUAGGACUGUCUGCCGCUGCUAUGUAUGAGAUAUAAGAACAUGUUCUCCUUUUAUAUAUAAUUCCAUAAAUACAUUUUUUUAUAUUUAGUCCAAAUGUGAUUUGAAGUUUUUUUUCAUUUGUGCAUUUAGAUCAUAUUGUGCCAAACUGCCUCCACUCUAAACAGAAAAUACUCUAUGUGGAUCAUAAUCAUUAUUAAAGAAAACCUCCAGGCACC